This is a messenger RNA of Debaryomyces fabryi, 768 nucleotides long. It is a transcript of the gene GLO2, whose product is annotated as hydroxyacylglutathione hydrolase. Lineage: Eukaryota; Fungi; Ascomycota; Pichiomycetes; Serinales; Debaryomycetaceae. The record is from RefSeq and is a predicted model, not a curated record. The coding region runs from base 1 to 768 and encodes 255 amino acids. The transcript has a single exon. Gene Ontology annotation, molecular function: hydroxyacylglutathione hydrolase activity.
AUGCAUAUUGAGUCAAUUCCUAUGAGAUGGGGUACCGGUGAUAAUUAUUCGUAUUUAUUAAUAGAUACACCUACUAAGCAUGCUUGGUUAAUAGAUCCGGCAGAGCCUAAAGAUGUAACGGCAUAUUUUAAGAAACAUAAUCCUAGUUUUGAAUUGAAGGCAAUAGUAAAUACUCAUCAUCACUAUGAUCAUGCAGGAGGAAAUAGCGAUUUCCAUUUGAAAUAUCCUGAUUUACCAAUAAUUGCUGGAAAGGAUUCUCCCCAGGUUACAUAUACGCCAUCGCACCAAGAGGUCAUUGACUUGGGAGACAAUUUAUCAAUUACUGCCUUACAUACCCCAUGCCAUACACAAGAUUCGAUUUGUUAUUUUGUUAAGGAUUCAUCCACGAAAGAAAAGGCUGUUUUCACGGGAGAUACGUUAUUCAUUAGUGGAUGCGGCAGGUUUUUCGAAGGUUCUGGAGAAGAGAUGGAUAAGGCAUUAAAUUCAAUUUUGGGAAAGCUUCCAAAGGAAACAAAGGUUUAUCCGGGGCACGAGUACACCAAGUCGAAUGUCAAGUUUUCUAAGACUGUUUUGAAUAAUGAUGCUAUUAAGAAGUUAGACAAGUUCGUAAAUGAAAAUGAAUUCACUACUGGAGAAUUUACGAUUGGUGAUGAAUUAGAAUUCAACCCAUUUAUGAGAUUAAAUGAUCCAAACGUGCAAAAGAUCACCGGUGCUUCGAAUAGUGUCGACGUUAUCAGUAAAUUAAGAGAAAUGAAGAAUAAUAUGUAA